UGGCUCAACCGUUCAAGUAGUUAUGAGAUCUUGGUUUUUACUGAAUUCAAUAUAUUACUUUUAUUCAUUAUAGCUUAUUUAUACUCAUGUUGUGUCGCAUUUGUUCUAAGGAGAUAUCGGUUUUAUUUCCGCCGAGCUUUUUGGUACAUUUCGAAAUAUCCUCAUUAAAGAUCCCUUCGUCUUUUGUGAUGGUUCAAAUUUAAUUUUUACAUGAUUCACAUACUUUUAUCAUGUUUUUUUUUACUACUCCGUAAUAUAUUAGAAUUUGUCUCAGUGAAACUUUUCAAAAUAUCAACUUUCUAUAACUAUAUCAUGCAUUGGCCAAAAAAAAAAAAACAAAAAAAAAAACAACCAUUGUUCUUCCAAUAGAAACUCCAAGGAAGACAGAAUGAUUUGUAUCAAAUAAUAGUAGUAAUGGGAGGCCCACAAAAUGGUUUUUGGCUCUCAAAAUAUAAGAAGACAGUAUAUGCAUCAAGAGAGCCCCCCUAAUGUAUCAACCACAUAUUGACAUAUAAAUAGCCCACUACUAUAUCAAGGAUAAGCCUAUUCCUAUAACACAACACAACACAACACACACACGAAUUGUAUGUGAUGUUGUGUACUUUUAGUUGAUUACUUUAUCUCUUUCUUUUGAAUGAAGAACCAAAACCAACCAUGAAGAAGGGCUACACCGAGCCCAGGUCAAGCUCAUCUUGCGCGGCCUGCAAACUACUCAAGCGACGUUGCAGCCCUAGCUGCAUAUUCGCCCCACACUUUCGAGCCGACGAGCCUAAGAAGUUUGCCAAAGUCCAUAAAGUGUUUGGAGCCAGCAAUGUAAGUAAGAUCCUUAAUGAAGUCCCUGAGGAGCACCGUGAGGAUACUGUCAAUUCUUUAUCAUACGAGGCCGAGGCUCGCCUUCGUGAUCCGGUCUAUGGGUGUAUUGGUGCUAUUGCGCUCUUGCAAAGACGGAUGAUCCAGCUCCAGCAUGAUCUUGCCCUUGCCCGUGCUCGAUUAGCUCAGUACAAGGCUAGCAGCCUACAUAGUAAUGUUACCGCUAGUAGUAAUACUGAUGACAAUGGUUUGUUUGGUUUGGGUGAUCAUAAUGUUAGUAUAAUUCAUAUGAAUUUAUGUAGCGAAGGUUUAAUAAGUUUAGAUCAGUUUAGCCAAAGUGACAAUGGAGCUUAUAAUUCUAAUGACUUUGGUCAAGUUCCUGAUCUUCUUCCUUUGUGAUCGAUCGAUCAUGUAAUUAAAUGUAAAUCUAUUUAUCAA
Chenopodium quinoa (quinoa) is the source of this 1248-nucleotide messenger RNA. Its product is annotated as LOB domain-containing protein 21-like. Bases 655 to 1209 code for a protein of 184 amino acids. Lineage: Eukaryota; Viridiplantae; Streptophyta; Magnoliopsida; Caryophyllales; Amaranthaceae. The record is from RefSeq and is a predicted model, not a curated record. The transcript has a single exon.